GUAUCACUAAAAUGCAAUGGCCGCCAUCUUCAAGUCUUGUGAAUGUUUUGGUCGUAGUUACGGAUUCUGAGACAUUUUCUAUUUAUGAUAUGAAAUUAUUUUACGAAAAUUGUUUCAGUACAUCGUAGGUGUUCAUAUUUAUAUUGCUUAAAGGAAACAAAUAUUGUGACUUUUGAGUAUCUUACAAUUGGAACAAUGACCUCGAGUCCGUGUGUAAUGUCGUGUACGAGGACUAAAAAUAUUUUGCCGAGCGUAUUGUGUUCUCAACUACAAUUAGUAGAGAAGAUUGAGACGGCGCAGAGAUAAAACUACAUUUUCAAUUGCAGUGUGGUUGGUUAAAAUUACUUUGAGGUUGCGGGAGCUCGCAACUGCUUCAGCUCGGGUUUUGCCCAAGAUGAAAUUUUCAUCAUGUCAGCUUCAUCAGAAUAUGAAACUGUGGCCCAGCAAACUUAUGGGCCGGCCGCCUCCAGUGGAAGUAUGUUUCAACAUGUAUUGGAUGCAAAAGUAGUAAAUAUGGAUGUACCAAGGGUUCGUACACCUGUUUUGAGGGCCAUCCCUGUUUCAACAAAUGAUGGUGAUCCUGAACCAGAUUCAACAAACCAUGAAAGUAUUAUUAAAAACUUCCAUAAAGUGGACAAAAAGGACUUAGAUUAUUGUUUUAGUGAAAAAAUCUGUGAGAGUGAUAUUUCUGUUGACCCUAUUCCACACAUUGUUCGUAUUGAAGAUACACAACUUGAGAACAUAGGACACAUUGGUUUUCCUAUAUUACAAGAAGGGGAAGAUUCUAGUGAUGAAAAUUAUGUAGAUAAUACUGCAACACUUAUGCAAACACCACUGAAUACAGCUAUAGUGCAGAAUGUCACUAAACUUCCACAGAACUUUACAAUUAAUGUUGAUGCAGCAGUUAGUAAUAUUGCAACUAUUCAAAAUGUAUCUCAAGAUGGGGCUGGCAGUCAGACAUUAUGGCUCCCUACAAUCCUUACAACAAAUGCUCCAACAGACACCAAACUUGAUGAUGAUGGACAGCCUUCUGUUUCACAAAUAAUAAUUGCGAGUGAAGGUUACAUGAAUGAUCAAAGUCCAACUGAACAUAGAGCACAUAUAAUUGAUUCAAAUUAUACAACUCGUUCGAAGAAUUCUAAAGUGCACAUAUUAAGCAAUAUUACUUUACCAAAAACUUCUAACUAUUCACAACAGUAUGUUUCUCAGAGUAAGGAGGUUUUCAGUACACAGAAUCAAGUUUAUAAGUUAAGUGCAAAUGUGGUCUCUCAGAAGCAUUUUAAUAAUUCGGUUUUAUGCAACAAACCUAAGAGUCAAUCACUUAUUGGUGGCGCUACAUUAUCACCCACAUUUAUUAAUAAUAGUCCAGUGAAAAAUAUAACUUAUGGCAAUACAUUUGCUAAAAGCACAAAUACAAAUAAAAUAAAUAAUGGUGCUAACCUCAAUGCUAUUGUUGCUGCCUCAUCAGGCAGUAUGCAAUGUCAUAUUUUGUCAAGAGUUGUGUCAGGACCUAAUAAAGUGGCUGUUCAUUCUGGAAAAAAAUCCUUGAAUACUUUUAAAGGUAAAAAUUCUCAAGGACAAAAACAUCAAUCAAGAGCAGCAAUUAAGAUUAUUCAGCAGGCUGGUUCUGUUCAUAAGCCUGAUAGUAAAUUGUGGCCGAUUGCAAGUGUCACUUAUAAAACUCAACCUACUAAUUUGAACAGUGUAGAAUCAAAUACACCCAAAGUUAUUCAAAAAGUGGGAAGCCCUACUAAUAAAAUCCAGAAUCCAAUACCCUUACAGAAGGUUCAAAAGCCUGAUCGAUUAGUCUUGCAGUCUCCCUGUGGGCCUGUUUUGCUAACAACAGUUCCAUUUAGUACUAGCAUGACUAAAGGUCCUCAUUAUGUGCAAUCUGGUGCUACUCCAAAUUUACGGUAUGUCCAAACAUAUGGACUUGACAAUCAGCUCUCUACAAUAUCACAAGUUACUGCAAAUCAGCAAUUAACUGCACAAAUAUUACAAUCAUUAUCUCAACCCAAGUUGAUGCUUCAAACAAGCCAUUCAAGCCAACCAAUUAUAUCAAGAAGGAAUGACAUAAUAUCACCAAAGCAAGUUGAAGAAUUAGCUGAAAUCAAACCUGUUAAUCAGAAACGGAUUGUUUUUGGUGACAAGUCUACCCUACUUACUCCAGAUGAUCUGAUUGGUACUGAAGAACGGCCAAAUUUGUUAGAGGAAUUAGGACGAUAUUCUUAUCAUUCGCUGGCUUUUGUUAUGCUGGAUCAUACAUAUGCCUUACCGGUACAGAAAGAACCAGAUAUUUCCUCCCCCAUAUCACCAGCAGUCUCAGCAGUCCCAAUUACGACAUAUAAUGUUUCUCCGACUAUGCCAUCAGUUAUAACAACACAAAUCAUAAGUCCUGUUAUAAGUUCCCCCCUUAGCCCUAUAAUUAAUUCUCCAGCUAUUUUAAGUGCAAAGCAAUAUGAUUUACCUACAACAUCUAUUGGAACAACAUCAAUGGGAACAAUUGAUAUGACUCCAGUGCCGGUUCCAUCAAUGCCAAUAAGUGCCAUAACAUAUAAGCCUCAGGCUCCUCAAGAGGAUGAUGCUGCAUCAAUUAUAUCUUCAAUUGAAGGUGAAAGAAGACCUCCAGAACAGGGAGGCAGUGACACUGAGACAGCGCCAGAAGUUGAGGAGGAAGGUAAAACUAGGUGUGUGUGUGAUUUUACCCAUGAUGAUGGAUACAUGAUAUGUUGUGACCGAUGUGGUGAAUGGCAACAUGUUGAUUGCAUGGGCAUUGAUAGAAAUAAUAUACCUGAUGCUUAUAUGUGUGAACUUUGUCUACCACGACAAAUCGAUCGUGGACACGCGCGAGCAAUACAAAUGCGGAAGAGGGAAGAAUUAAAUGCUAUUGGGGCAUAUGAUUCAGAUUCCUCAGAGCAAAUAAAGCUACCUGGACAAAGAAGGAAGAGGUUGUUCACUGUAACUACAUACACAAACACAAGUGGAAGUUGUGUCACUACAUAUAAUUCAAGUCAAGCAUUGGCACCAUUACCACAACCAACUUUGACCUUACCCAAAAGAGGUCCAAAGAGACCUAAAAAAGCUGAGAUUGUAAAGAAGGGAAGUACAAAAAGAAAACUUACAGAUAAACGUAUAAAACGCAAAAAGGAAAUGAUGUUGACUAGAAAUAAAUUCACUUCUAAUAUAUCCAACCAGUCACAUUGGCGCGAUUUGUACGAAGUUGCAGUGACUAAUCACUAUAGUCCAGAAUUAAGGGCAAAACUAAUGAAAUACAGUAAUAAACUUGGUAAUACACCUAACAUGGCUACAGCAAUAACUGCUCACUUGUGCACAACUGUUCCACAUGCUGGUGGGAAAAUACUGAUUGCAACCAAAGAUCUUAAUGAAAACACACCAAUCAUUGAACUGAGAGGAAAAUAUAUGCUAUCAAAUCAACACAGACCACAAUUGCAAAAUAGUGCUCGGGCAGGCAGUCAAAAGCCUGGACCGUUUGUAUUUUUUUAUAGACUACCUAAAGAUAACACUCAAAUAUGUAUAGACACAAGAACAUAUGGAAAUGAAGCCAGAUUUGUUCGAAGAUCUUGUAAACCAAAUGCAGAGUUACAGCAUUGCAUUGUGAAAGGUGCAUUACAUGUAUACCUUGUUACUAUUGGAGUGAUACAAUCAAAUACAGAAAUAACAGUUGGUCAUGAUACCGAUACAAGUAAGCAACCUUGUGCAUGUGGAAAUCCCAAGUAUUGUAAAGUAAAUGGUUUAAAUCCAGUAGCUACACGUAAAAGUUCUGAUAUCCCACAAAGGGAAAAGCGCAGUAGAAAUAGAUGCUAUAGUUCAUCAUCUCCCAUAUCUCCACCGCUAUCAUCAAUGAUUACUCCUCCUAUAAAAGAUACUGUUUCUCCUUUCUCAUUCAAAAUGGACCAAACAAUAAAAACAGAAAAGAAGUCUCCUAUUAAGCAUGAGCUUCCACCUAUGUCACCAAUCAAGGAACCUAUAUUAUCUCCAGUUAAAGAACCAAUAAUGUCACCAGAAUACAAACUUAAUCUGAUUAUCAAUGAAGAAUUCAAAGAAGAGGAACAAGAAUUUGAUCUUACAGCUAAAGAAGAAAUGAAACCUGAUAUAGAUGAGGUUGAUUAUGUUAAUGUUGUACCAAAAUUUGAAGAAAAACAUGAAGUUCAAUAUAAAUCAGAAUCAGAAUCUGACGAAGAUAUAACACCAAUUACCAAAGAAGAUAAAAAGCCAAUUAUUAAAGAAGAUGUCAAUCCAAUUUUCAAUGAAGAUUUAAAACCAAUUAUCAAAGAAAAUGUAAAACCAACUAUCAAAGAAGAGGAAAAUAUAGUUAUCAAAGAAGAUAUAAAAUCAAUUAUUAAUGAAGACAUGACAACAAUAAUAAAAGAAGAUCUAAAUGAAGAACCAAUACAUACUCCAGAAAAAGAUCAAGAAGAAUCAGAGCAAUUAGUUGAUGACAUAGAAGAGACAUCUAAUCUGGAGACAACAGAAAAAAUUAUAGAGGAGGACAAACAAGUAAAAGAAUCAAGAGCUAAAUCUGCUUGUCAUGACAGAUCUUCAAGGUCAAGCAGGUCAAUCUGUGUAAACCAUGAUUCCUUGGAUGACAAAACAGAUGACUCACAAGAUAAAGUGCAGACUUCUAAGGCUAAAGAAAAAGAAAAACGGAAAAUGACACGUGAAGAACGUAAAAUGGAGGCGAUAAUGAAAGCGUUUGAGAGAAUGGAGAGAGCUGAACAAAGAAAACAGGAAGUGAAGGAGAGACAAAAGAGGCGCGAAUCUGAUCCAUAUCCACCCAAUAACUACAAUGAUAAAGAUGAUGAUGAAGAUGCUCAAAAUUCACACAAAAAGAGAAAAAGACGAAGAGGUCGGGCUAGAACAGCAUCUCAAUCAAACAGGCGCCGACUUAAUUCUGUUGACAGUGAUUUAGUAACAUCAGGUGAUGAGGCACAAAUUAUGUCUCCAAACCAGGAUUCCUCAAGAAUUGACCCUCCUUCUACACCUAUGGACACAGACAAACCCAAUGAACCUUCAGAGAACCUAGGUUUAAGUUCUGCAUGUCUUCUUGUUGAGGCAGCAGUUGGUUCUGUAGAGUCAGCAUUUAAGCAACCGAAAACAAAGAAAACAAUGGCCACUGAGUGGGUUGGUAGAUCCCCUGAUAGAACUCCAUCACCAUAUAAUUCACCAUACCGACCCUCUCUUGUAUCUGCUACAUCAUUGGAGAGCUUAGUGAGAGUUGCCUCAACUAUGAUUGGAGACCUUAGUGGUGGGCCUGAAUAUCAUGACGAAGAUCCUUGUUCUCCACCUAGAACACCAGGCAGAGAUAGGAACAAGCCUCCAAAGAAAGCUAAAAGAAUAACUAGAAGUACACCAGCUAUAGAAGUUCCCGAAGUGACACCACCAAUGCAACAUAGUGCUAAGAAACGUUGGCUUAGGCAAGCAAUCAGUGAAGAAAGUGAUACACCCUGCACAGAAUCACCUCCCAAUGAAAUGGUACCACCAUUGAAGAAACGAAGACUAGCUAGGGAGUCAUUAUCCUGUGAACAAAAUAAUAUUCCUUGCAAUGAUGAAACUUCACCAGUUUUGACCUCUGAAGAUUCUCCUGUUAAAGAUGAUUCUCAUGCUGUAGCUCGUCAAUACAAACGGAACAUAAUGGAUAUGUACACAAGAGAUCGGACUCGUUCAGACAGUGGACAGGGUUCUGAUGAUCAAUGCAAUAUUGACCAUGAUCUACUUCAUGUUACUUAUAAAGGACCACAUGAUAGGACUGAACAUAUUAGGAGAAUAAUUGGAGUUCCAACACCAGAAGAAGAAAUGCCACCAGAAAUACAUAAACCCAUUGACAUACCAGUUAACAACAAUAAUAUUGAUAUAGAAGAGUGUAAUAACAAAGUUAUACCCAUGGAUAUUGAUACCACAGUAAUAACUCAGACAAAAAUUGAUUCAAAUGAUCAUAAUGAGGUGAAAAAUGUUGGAAGUCCUCCAGAGAAAAUACAAACUUCACAAUCUGCAGACACUAGUUGUAGUUCUUCACCACAACGUGAUGAAAUGGAUGACAUACAGAAGAAAAUACAUUCAUUUCACACUGAAAACAUUCAAAUAUUAAAAAGUAGGAACAAGAAACCACCAAAAGAGCAAAGAAAAAAGGUCAACUUAAACUUUGACCUUAAUAUGGUAGACGAUCAGAUCAGCAUACAGUUGAGGACAGAUGAUAAUACCAAUACAAGGUCAGAUGUAAAUGGUGAUAUCCAAGAUGACACAAACUCUCUCUCUCCAGAAAAUAUACCUUUACCACCUGUUGAAUCUAUACCCUUACCAGCCCCAGAAACUAUACCAUUACCUGAAGAAACAAAUCCAAUGCCAUUAGUACCACCACCGGAAACUAUCCCACUCCCAGAGGAUCCAAUUGAAGCGAAUCCAAGUGUACAGCCGGAGUCACCUGUAUUAGAUGAGAAAGAACCAGAGAGGCCAUCAGUGUUAGAAUCAACAGUUCCAUUCUCUUCUCGUUUUAACUCAACAGGCCUCUUCUCUGGCAUAUUUAGCAAUAUAUCGCAAUCAUUCAAAGUGGACUCAUCAAUAAAUGAGAAUAUACCAAAUAUGUCUGUAAUUAAAAGUGCAAUAGAUAGGACUACAAGUUUAGACAGUAAUAUAUUUGAUAAAGACAGUAUUACCGCUGCUGAUGAUUUGAAAAGUGUGCAAGAAAUUUUAACGCGUGUGAGCAAUAUGCACUCAAAUAACAGUGUUUUGUUAUCGGAUGUGUUGAGUAGUUCUAAUAACAGUAGUGUAUUGCCUGCGGUGUCACCAAGGCCGGCCAAGCCAUACUGCCCCAGGAGCAACGAUCCGCGGCUUAACCCACCCACUGUUGAAAAAUCUAAACCAGUAAGAAGGAAGCUCUCUAUCCUGGAGUACCGCAAGCGGCACGCGGGCCCGGCGCCGGGCGACGAGGCGGGCGCGGGCGAGGGCGCGGCCCCCGACUGGUGCUCGGGCUCCAGCACGUCGGGGUCGUCGUCGCUGUCGCCGCAGCGGUUGGACGCCGCCGCCGCCGCCGCCGUCGACGAGCUGGAGCUGCGGCUGCACAAGGACCUCACCUCGCACUUGCCUAAAGGAGUGUUUGACGCACAGCCGACCGCGUCGGAGCGGCAGAGGGAGAACCUGAGCUCGCGGCUGAGGCGGGAGUUCGGACUGGCGCUGCCCGACGACGAGGAGGCACGCUCCGCCCCCGAGCACGCGCUCUCGGCCGCAGAGGGCGCCAGCGAGGCAGGCGCCAAGCGCUGUGACAGGUAGAGGCGGCGACACUACAAAGUAACAAUAUUUUUGUAAAUCUCAAGAGUGGCUAAUGUAAUAUAUCAUUAAUUAUAAAUGUUAUCGAGAGUGGCGCGCGGUGUACAUUCACGAUGGAGCCCGGCUCUCCUAAAACCUUCGCGAUUCUCUGCAAGUACAAAUUGUUUUUUAUUUCCCCUUGUGUACAUAUUGUAUAUAGUGCUAGUGUAAGAGGACACGUAGCGUAAUGUAUAAUGUAACUAACUCUAUGAUACGAGAAAGAUUUUUAUAUAUGUACAAUGUUCGUGUAUCUUAUUGAUAUGUUUAUUUAUUAUUAUCAACGUAGCGCGUCCUAGGGUACGUCGCCUACAUUUUUGUACGCAUAAUGUGUAAGUAAAUUAUAGUAAUUGUUUUUAUUGUUUGUUUUACUUUUUUUAGUAUUUAAACCCGCGUCGGGCGGCUCUAGUUACGGAUUCGUGUUAGCCAUUCAUAGAGGUUACGUUGUGUGUCAUAAUAUACAGUGAACGUGUGUUUGCAAUAUUUCAUCACAAUUUUUGCUGUCGUUUUCGAUCGCACCGGUCGAUUGCGUUCAUUUAGUUUCUGUUCAAUUUAUCGCAAGAAGGGUUUAUUAUUCAGCAACCCUAUCUGUGUUAUUAAUAACCGCGAAGUUAUUCCAAAUUUAAAAUUUUUCGUCUCCAUCUUAUCAUUUGUCAUAUGGAUGAAGUUACAUGACACGGAGAAGUUAUUUUAAACUUGGAGUAACUUAACAUUGCGUUUAUUAAUAAGAAGUAUAUGUUUUUUGGUUGACAUUCACUUUCAAUACUCUGUCGCAUUUUAUUCAUAAUGUCUUGUGUAUCGUUUGUUUGCGACUUUCGUUAAGAACUUAUACAAUAGUUAGUUUUAUUAAGUCAUGUAAUUGUCGAUUUUUUUUGCGGUUCAGUGUUUGAUAUUUUCUAUAUUUUUAUCAGUGUGGUCGUCUGCCAUGUAUUUUUGAGGUUGAUAAUUGUUUGUCAGAAUGUGUUAUAAAUAUCAUUUAAAAUGAGAUGUAAUUGUGUUUUAUGCACUUUAAUAUAUUUGUGAAAACAUAUAGAGGUAAUGUUGAUGUCGUACAGUAACAAUUCAAUGAUACAAAGAAGACAACGAAUACAUGUUGUGAGUAGUUUGGAGCGAACAUAGAUACACACAAACACAUGACCAGUGAGUUAGUGAGAUGCAAAAUAUUCAAAUUGUUGUAAUAAUAUUAUCAAUAUUAUGCUCCUAUACGGGCCUAAUAGAUUUAGGCUGGAUUUAAGUGGACAGAUUCUUCAAGUCUUAAGUUGGGAUUGUUUUUUAUAUAACUACUUUUGCGCAAAUCUCCAGAGUCCAGUGAUUCAGAAUUUCUUUCACCUAGACCUUAAUAUAUAUACGCCAUAAGCCCAGUGUUAACUGAUAAUAACAUGUAUAUUCACUAUUAUCAAUCCUUAUUAUAGUUACUGUAUCAUGAUGUCUAAUGACUUAAUUAAAAAUAGAUAAACUUCAUUUUUGUCAUUGUACAGACAAUCAGUCAUUCACAGACUGGCUGAAUCUUGAAUGACAGUUACACACUGUCUGUCUAAAUAAAUUAAUUUCAUAUGAAACACCGUUUGGCCUCCACUCAAUAUGACAUUGAACCUUACCGCCUAUUAUUUUAUUAUUAUUUAAGCACUCGACACAGUAAUUAAUCCUUUUUGAGUAAUCACAAUGUCUUAUACCCGUGAUUUAGAGUUUAGAGUAUAAUUUUUAUGGUUCUCAACUCUAAGUAACUAGUUACAUAUAAUAUGAAAUAAAUUUAUCAACAUAAUUUUUUUUUGAUAUGUAUUUGUUACAUUAAUUUGAUGGAAAGAGGCAGCUUUUGAAAGAAAAUUUUGUAAACAACUUCAUGCAAUCUUGAAGCAAUUGAUAUUUUAACAUGAUUUGAGUUCAUUAAGCAUAAUAAAAUAAUUAGUUUUUAGUAAAUUUGUUGCAAUAAACGCCUAAAGGCAUAUAGGUGUAUUAUAUAGGGUAUUAAUUGAAAUACAAACCUUACUGAUGUACAGUUGGGGCUUAUUGUUGGUGGAAACAGAGCUCACAGAGACUGACUUUAUGACAUGGCUGUGAUCAACAAUGGCUCACUUUAAAACAACAAAAAUAAACAGUUGUUGGUUACUUUGAUUGUUUAAGAAACAAUAUAAUGUAUAAGUUGUUCAUACACUACUGGCGUCAGGUACGCAAACUAAAUAAAAUAUAUAUUGUCAAAAAAAAAAUGAAGGAAUCGCCAACACCACCGCAAGUUCCCAACUGUACCCAUUGCUUAAUUGUAAUAAUUAAUGUAGGAAUACAGUGAUGUUCAUGAGGUCUGCUUGAGUUAUUGUAUAGCAUCACUCAUUUUAUAUAUUCAUGUAUAUUUUACACGUCAUAGUGAAAUAAUGAAAAAUACCCUACCCCCAAAUCAAAAGUAUAAGUUGAAAAUAAAUAGGAGCUUUUAGAUUUUCUUGUUUAUUCUUCAUAAUCUCAAUAUUCAGUUUCUUUCACUGACAACUUAUACUUAAACAUGUUAAUGUUGUGUAAAUAUUAAUAUGUACUUGUAAUAUUUAUUUAUUAAUACGGAACAUCAACUUCAUCUUAUAUUUAACAAACAAUGAGUCUUACUUUAUAAAGAAACAAACACUGAUACACAUGACUAUAAUAGAUGAACACAUCACUCAAUGUGAAUAUUAAGUUUGGCAUUGUAUAUACUUUGUGAGUGACACUGUGUCUAAAUUAUUUGUGCUCCAGGACCUUUUAUAAAGUAUUAUAAGAAUAAUUGUAUGUUUUGAACCAUUUGAUAUAUUUUCAAUCGAUUGCCAUAUGAAUAUAUAUAAUUUAUUUGCAAGAUAUUGUAUGUUGUGUAUCAAUAAGCUUGAAACAUUUAUUGAAUUACAAUUUCUCACGCGUUUAUUUUAUUAUUUAUUUGCAUUAUUGCAACAGUCUUAUAUAAUAUCAAUUAUAAUUAUUGUAUUGAUAAAUUUUCUAAUAAUGCUUCGUUAAUAAUAUGCCGUCGCGAAAUAGAUAGAGAUGUUAAAUGUUAUAAUUUGAUUGGCCGAGUGAACAUCACUGGCUUGUGUUUGUACAGAGAUAUUUUUUUAGAUUUGGAUUAUAGAACGAGGCGAGAGUCGUUUAAUUAAUUAUAAUAUAUGUAUGGGAUGAAUGUGUAAAUAAUUAAACCUGGUUGUUAACUAGGAUAUAAAAUUGCCACUAAAUGCCGCGUCAGAGCGCAUUAAAACUUCAUUUUGAUUCAUUGAUUUUAAAUUUAAUUUGUAGUUUUUUGCAAAUUGAUUCUGUUAAUAAUUCUUGAAUUAAUUUAAGGUGCACUUAGUCUUGUAGUAUUCUGGAUGGAAUCUUUGUGAUAUAUAAACUUGUAAUAAUUAUCAUUCGGUAGACGAGUGUGUAAAUAUUUAUUAUCAGAUAAGCAAAAGCUACAUAUAUUUUGUUAACGACUCUGGACAUUCAUUUUAAUCGAUACUAAGAGUUCCGAGUGUCGGGUCUCUAAGGGCAUGUAUACAUUAUAACAAUGGAAUAUUUUGCAAUUAUAUCAUAAUUUUUUAAUUAAAUUAAGUGGAUCGUAAAAUAGAGCUGUAUAUUAUCCAGAUGUUAAAUAUUGUUUUAUUUCUUUCUUAAUUGUUUGAGGUAAGCAUGUAAAAUUAAAAAUAAUAAUAUAGAAUAAAAGAUGUUAUGAUAAUUACAUAAAAUCUUCAUUUUGAAUAA
Messenger RNA from Leptidea sinapis, 11001 nucleotides. RefSeq lists its product as uncharacterized. The record is from RefSeq and is a predicted model, not a curated record. Lineage: Eukaryota; Metazoa; Arthropoda; Insecta; Lepidoptera; Pieridae. The transcript is spliced from 12 exons. Gene Ontology annotation, molecular function: protein binding. The coding region runs from base 409 to 7284 and encodes 2291 amino acids.